AAGGUAGAAAAAAAAUCGCGAGCGUCGACUGAAUGAAUUCAGUUUUUUUACUUUUUUUCCGUUUACUCAUUGCCGUUGUUGUUGCUUCAGUUCAUAUUGAAGCUUUGCCAGCGCUAGUCUGCAAUUUGACUUUGCUGGAAUUUUUUUUCAUAUUCAUUUAUUUUCAUUCGCAUUCUAGUUUUUGUUGUUGUUGUUUGCCGGAUUAAUAGAAUGAACACACAUACUGGAAUAUAAGGCAAAAAUAAUUUGUGUUAAAUUGCGUUAUCAGUGAACAAACAUUCGAAGUUUCGAAUAUCUAAUAUGCAAAAAAAUAGUGCUAUAUGGAAAUGAGUGAAAAAGAACCCCGAUCGAUGUCGAUACACAUUUAUCUUUAUUAAGAAUUGAGAAUGUGUGUGUGCUUAUUGUAUAUUAUUACACAAUAAUGACUCGAUUGAUAAAAAAAGUAAAUAAUCGCCUGUUGUUUCAGUAAUCGACACAAAAAGAAGCGAGCAUUUCAGCCGAAAAUAAAAAAAAAUUAAUUUUUUUGCGGUGGAAAUAGAAAAUCGUAUAGGAAUAAAAAUUAAUUACCGUUUUUAAAAGAAAAAGUGGCUAAAAAAUAAAAAUAAAAAAGUUGCGUGAAAGUUAAUUUUCGAAAAGAAAUAUUUAUUUAUAUCCAUAGAAGUGUGAGAUGUGUAUUUAAUUUGGUUAAUGCAAAAAAUAAUAAAAAUAAAAGAAAAUCGCAAAAAUUGAUUUUAAGUGAAAAUGUAGUUGCAAGCUAUGCACACAUUUUAAACUAAUUAACAUUUUUCAUUCAUAAACUGACCGAUUACAUUGAUUUUUCUUUGCGCCUAUGUGUAUGAGAAACAUUAGCAACAUACAAGCAUAAAUUACACUAUCAUCGAUGUUCUUACAAUUAUGGCUCAUAUUACUAUCGUAUGGCGUGCAAUCAUUAAGAAAUAUGAGAAGGUGCGGGAUCCGUUUCUAGGAGCUAUUUCAUCUUCACGUUCAACGUCUGCGACACGAGCGUUUGAAGGAGUUGAGUCGAGUAAGAUAGAUGCAUCAUCAUCGUCUUCAUCUACAACGUUACACGAUUCUAAACUCGAAGAAAUUAUUGUUAAUAAUACAAUGGAUCGAUGUGAAGUGCGUAAGAGCAAAUCGAAGGUGCGAAGCUACUUGAAACGAUGCAAAGAUGCACUUUAUGGACAUCAAAAUGAAGAGACGUGUAAUAUAACGGUACAUGAAGACAUCCAGCAAUCAUCUGCCUCAACCACUUCAUGGUACCUUACAGAAACUGACGACUCUAAUUGUGAUUCACAAAAUCCCAAUAAUAUGCAAUUGCUAAAAGGUAUAAAAACAAAUCAAGCAGUCGACGAGCAGGAAGCGAUCGAUAAUGAAAUUAAAUGCAUGAGCAUGACUGAAACUGUGCCUCUGGUGGAAUCUCAGGUCAAUAAGGAUUCAUGCAGCGUAUCAAGUCUCAUUGACAAAUAUUUGGGUCAGCUGUAUCCGCUGUAUAUGGAACACACAAGAGAUGUUCUGAUACGACAAGCACGCGAUAUUCUUGUUUGCACAUUUCACGGUGAUCUCGCAUCAUUUGAGGAAAUAUUUUUAUCGCCAGCUGCAGUUAUUAUCGCAAAGAUCAAACAAAAGUUUAUGGAAGGUGAUGCAAAUCAACAGCUGUGGCAAAAAGGUUGGCCUUUGAGCCUCUCAAACGGAGCCCUAUCGCUACAUUUGGGUACAAUUGAUGAGUCAUUGGUUCGACAACAGGACUUUUACUUAUGCAUCCGAUCGGCGACUUCAAAUGUCUCACCAUCACUGUACGUAUGUUGGCGUGCAAAUGAAACAACCGGAAUUACUUAUCGACAAUUGGAUCCCGAUAAAGAUCCUAUUACACCACUACAUAUUGAGAUGUUAGCCGGUGAGGAGUUGCCACAUUUACUUCAAACGUUACUUGUGGGAGUGGAACAUGCCAUUUGUCGUAUUCCACUUGAUGAAUUAACAUUUCCACAAUUUAACACAAAAUUACAGCAUUCCAAUGACGUCAAUGGUCAGCAAAAUGAUAACAGCACAGCAAAUUAUUUAAUUGAAAAUGUUAAACAGCGACUGGAAUGUAAUUUAAAGCGACGAGAAUUGAUUACAAAGAAUAAUUCCAUAAAUAAAAAGUAUGCAGCGGUGAAGAGAAUAACGUGCAAUGGAAGCAGCCCGUAUGAUAAUGAAAGUGAAACGGCACUAGAUGUAUGCAAUAAUAACAAUAAAGAGUCUGUCGAUGUCAGCAGCAGCAAUACAAAUGAUGAUGUUUUAAAUGGUAACAGCGAUCUUUCAUUGACAUCGUCGGGUGCAAUUACAUCGACAUUACCAUUAUUUUGUCUUGGUGGCUCUUUUCCGCAUAUUGACAGUGAUGAGGAAAGUGGCGAUGAUGCAAAGAAAAAUCAGAGUGUGUCACGUUUGGCUUAUGAUGAUGAUAUCGUAGCCCCAAGGUCAAUACACGAUUUAUCGGAGAAAUUGCUCAUGUCAGGCUGCUACUUACCAGGCAAUUACACCAGAACUGGCUCCCCAUUGAUUGUAAUCGAAAGUGAUAAAGUUCAUCAAGCUGGCUUGAAUUGUUACGAGAUUGCAACACUUAUACUUUUCUACAAUACAAUACCGAUGAAUUCAACGGCAUUUGUUAUCCAUUUAAUUGCAAAAAGCGAUAAUAAUGGUCACGUAAAAGUCGUCUUAGAUAAAUUGGAUAACAGUAUGCAGCUAUUGCACGGUCACGUUAAAAUAAAUUCAAUACUUAUUACUGUGACAUCGUUGAAUAGUUGCAAUGAAGACGACGAGAAUUGCGUUGACGGUGGUGGAGUAAGUGAUGGUGAAAAUAAGAGAAGUUACAAUGAACAAUUACCAAUUAGUCAUAUAAAGUUAGCAUAUGCAUCGUCACACGAGCAGCUGCUGGAGCAUAUAACAUUAGAUAAUUUAUUGUCAAUAUGCAAUGGACCGUUGGAGCACGAUCAAUUUGAAUGGAUUGGAUUCUUUAAGACAAUAGAACCAUUGCAAAGUCAGUGCUUGAUAGCAGGACGUCGUUUAGUUUCCGUACUCAAUGAUAUUCGAAAUGCUGAUCUUCAAGGUCCACCACCAACGCGACGUCAACUACACUCACAACAUCGAGCCUUAUGUCGUGCACUUAUGGAUAGUGAUUUACAAAUGCUACGACGUAAAGGACCGAUAACAUUAAAUCAAUUGCAAGAGCAUAUAAAGCGCAUAAGGAAGCGAUAUGUACCAUGUUAUGCAUUAACAAUUAAAACCAAAAAUUUUAUAGUGAACGAUAAACGUUAUAGUAGUUAUAUUGAUUCAUCCACCGCUGUCAGUCAUACUAAUCAUAAUAAUAUACAUAGUAAUAGUAAUAGUCUAAAUUUCUAUCAUAAGAGAAACAAAAGUGAGCCCAUUGGUAACGGAAAUGUUAUAAAUAAUAAUUGUAAUAUUGAUCAGCAACUAAAACAAUCAACGACGAAUAUAAACUUUGUUGAACAGAGAUUAAAUGGAUUGAUAACUGUCUUUAAUGAAGUCGAUCGUGCAGCGAAACGAUUAGAGCAAUUAACUGAACAACAUCGCGAACGAUUACGCGAACUUACAAGACAACGUGCAUUAGAAGAUGAAAUCAAUGAGGUCAUUGAAUGGAUCAAAACCGAGGGAGAGAAUUCGCUUACAAAGUACAGUUCGCUUUCAUUGGAGUGCGGGAACACGAUCCGUGAUGAAGAGCAGGAGUUUGAGAAAUAUUAUUUCAUAUCUAUGAAACAUAUUGCAAAGGGUAAAGACUUGAUUGAGGCGACAAAUGAUCUGGAAUCCUUGAAACUUUACGGUGUAAAUUUAAACUCAAUCCUAAAAGAUUAUAGCGGACGUUUAGAAAAUUUACGAGAAAAAGUCGAAGGCGCUGCACGCCUUCAUCAUUUAUUGGCAUUGAAAUUGAAUGAGGCCGAUGUACAAAUGGAAAUGCAAAAGCUUGCCGAAAAAAUUGGACUCUCAGGCUUAAUGCAAAGUCAUAUGAAAUCGACAUCAACAACAUCAUUAACGUCAUCUUUAAAGAAAGUUACUGGAAAGAUGACAAUUACCACAACGACAAUUACCACUAGUACACCAAAAAAAGAAACUUUAUGUGACAGCAAUCAUCAUCAACAGCAGCAACAGCAGCAGUCAGUUGAUUCGCACAGUUUGAUUGCGACAUCGAUGCCUACAUCAUUGCUACCUGCGAUUGAAGAGUCGCCAGAAAAGAAGCUUGAUAAUGUAAACAGCAGUCAGACAGUAACAAUAGCCAAAGCAUGUCAAGAAGAAGACAUUGAUGAUAUUGAUGAUGAUUUGACAACAACAACCGUUGCAUCGAAGACGACAUUAGGUGAUUCUGGUAUUGGUACAACAAUGUACGAUGAAUCAUAUGUUAGUGAAAUGAAGGAAGAGGAGAAGCUUUUAAGGGCAUGUUCAUGUGAGAGCAUUGUCGAUGAUGCAACAAUGAAUGCAUGUGAUAACAUAAGUCAGCAUGAGCAAGACGACUUAGAUGAUUAUGAUACAAGUGAAAACAUAACAAGCAUAAGCAUGGAUGAGCCGACGAGUAAAAGUGAAAGUAUUAAUCAUAUAGCACAAGUUCCACUACAAGCCAAUGCACACCUCUAUUGUCAUGCAUCAAACUUACAAUUGGAUCUAGAUGAUUCUGUUAUUGAUCAAAAAACACAAAAGACGCUUCUUUUAAUCAUGCGAGAGAUGAUUACAACUGAACGCGACUACGCCAGAUCAUUGUAUUAUGUUAUCGACAAUUAUAUGCAGGAAUUGCUACGUGAAGAUAUUCCACAAGCUCUACGUGGUCAACGAAAUGUAAUUUUUGGAAAUAUCGAGAAGAUUCAUGAGUUUCAUCAGCAACACUUUUGCAAGGAAUUAGAAACUUAUGAGCAUCAUCCGUUGAAAGUCGGUGCAGCUUUUCUACGUCACGAACCAAAAUUCUACUUAUACGCUUUGUACAAUAAAAAUAAACCAAAAAGUGAUUCACUCAUGAGUGAAUAUGGCUCAGCAUUUUUCAAGUCAAAACAGAUUGAGUUGAAUGAUAAAAUGGAUUUGGCAUCAUAUCUUCUCAAACCGGUUCAACGUAUGGGAAAGUAUGCAUUGUUAUUACAGCAACUUAUGAAGGCAUGUUCGAGUGUACAGUCUUCGGGCAAUCAGGAACUUAUCGAGGACUAUGAUGAACUACAAAAGGCUGAAGAAAUGGUUCGUUUUCAAUUGAGACAUGGUAAUGACCUAUUGGCAAUGGACUCAUUAAGAGAUUGUGAUGUGAAUGUGAAGGAACAAGGUCGAUUAUUAAGACAAAGUGAGUUUCUUGUAUGGGAAGGUAGAGGUGGGAAGAAAUCACUACGACAAGUGUUUUUGUUCGAAGAACUUGUGCUGUUUAGUAAGGCUCGUCGGUUUCCGGAUCGUAAGAAUCUAGACAUUUACAUUUAUAAGAACAGCAUAAAGACAUCCGAUAUUGGAUUGACGGCAAAUAUUGGAAAUUCGCCAACGAAAUUUGAGAUUUGGUUUAGAAAACGUAAGCCUGGUGAUACGUGGACUUUGCAGAGUAUGAAUGAAGAAAUUAAGAAUGCAUGGACUGAGGAAGUUUCUAAAUUGCUUUGGCAACAGGCCAAAAGGAACAGAGAAGUCAGAAUGGCUGAAAUGUCUUCAAUGGGAAUUGGAAGCAAACCUUGUCUUGAUAUCAGGCCGAGUUGUGAUCAAAUUAAUGACAGAUCAAUCAGCUUCUCACAACUUGGAAAAGCACCAAAAUUCCGUAAUUCAUUUGUGGGCUCUCUACCCGACACAAAAUCAUCAGCCCGUCGUCCAAACUCAAUUAUCUCACUAAGCUCAUCAGCCUCAUCGGCUGGCUCAUCAGUAUCAUCAGCAUGCACCAAAUUAAAUCAAAAUAGCGACGAAUCAGAACGACCUCAAAGUCACUUCCGAGAUUCACAGAAAGAUAAAAAGAAUUUAAAGCAGGAUAAAAAUGUGCCAUGUAAAUUUAAAUAUUCACGUUCAACAACGGUUGUGAGUCAGUGCUCAACAGAGAGUGGAAUUCUUGCUGAUUUCUCAUCGCUAAGCCCUGAAGAAUGCCUUGAAAAUCCACUAUGGCCAUCAUCGUCACUAACUGGAAUUUCACUUAAGAAAUCAAAUAGCGUAUUAACGUCUGUAUCAGCAUCAUCUGGUGCAUCUGUCUCAACGACAUCAUCCUCAUCAUCAUCAUCUGCAAAUUCAACAAGCUAUGGUAAGAAUACAAGCAUCAGUAACAGUAAAGAAUCAUCUGCACAUUUGUCCUCAAAUAAGAUUAAGACGAUAAACAAUAAUAGUAAUAAUAUGAGUAAUGUUAUUGUUAAGAAAGAUGAGAACUCAUCUUCACUUGAUAAAUCAUCCCACAAAUCAAACAGUAAUUCCAGUAUUUCCGAUGUUUAUUUAAAUGAAAAUAAUGUUACCGUCCAUUUAUAAGCAGAUCUACUUUAUGAAAUAAAUAAAAUUCAUUCCUGCCUACUACUUAAUUCAUCACUACCUAGGGUGUGUGUUUAAGGAGGUGUGGUGGGUAUCUGUUGAGUUAAGUCUUCAGAAUUUAGAAACUGACUUCAAAAUUUAUAUGAAUAGGCUUUCUAAACCUAGAAUUGAGCUUUAAAACUCAGCGUGAACCUACAAAUUCGAUUGUCAACCUCAAUAUUCAAAAGUGUACAUCAAAAAUCAAAGUUUGCCCUCGAAAUCUCAAUUUUUACUUCUAAAUUUAAGAACCAACACAAAAAAUCUGGUUAUUGCACAAAAGAUUUGGAAUAAAGUCUAAAGACUUAAAUCAGAGAUUCUUUUUAAGGGCUAUCGGGACAACUUUAAACCUAGAAUUGAAUAAUCAAAGUUCUUAACUAUGUAAGACAAAUACAACUUUAACUAGAGGAGGUGCCCCAAGUAGACCUAGAAACCUAGAUUACCUCUUAUCAUCCACUCAAACACACACCUCCCACUACCUACAAGUCUGCUUUAUACACUUCAUAGAAAUAAAUUCAUUUCCUACUGUUUCCAUCCCCUGAACUAAAAUAUAAAAUUUUUCUAUCACACAAAAACUGCUGGCACUGUCAAAUGAAAUCAAAACGAACCUUUUGUAACUU
This is a messenger RNA of Chironomus riparius, 7100 nucleotides long. The record is from the annotation of a GenBank genome assembly. NCBI's taxonomy places the organism in Eukaryota, Metazoa, Arthropoda, Insecta, Diptera, Chironomidae.